Cuscuta epithymum is the source of this 3524-nucleotide messenger RNA. The record is from the annotation of a GenBank genome assembly. NCBI's taxonomy places the organism in Eukaryota, Viridiplantae, Streptophyta, Magnoliopsida, Solanales, Convolvulaceae.
UAUAAUUGGAUAAUUAAAGUGUUGGAGUGCCACCUUGACAAAAUUUGUACACACUAGUGCACUACACAUUUAAAUUACAAAAAUAAUUUAACACAAAUUACACAAAUAAUUACACAAAUAAUUGAACACAAGUAUUAAUUAAACAUAUUCAAAGUUUAGACUACAUAAUUUAAUAUAUUUCGGAUAUUUCGGGCGGGUCGGGUUGAGAUUUUACAAACCCUACCCACCACCCGGUCUAGGCCCAAUACUAAUCGGAUUUUCGAUAUUCAGGUUUUCGGGUCGGAUAUCCAUAUCCAAUCGGAUAAUAUCCGGAAAAAAGUCGAGUUUUGAUGGUUCUGUUCGGGUUGUGCUCAGCCCUAGAAAUGUCUAUAGGUUUUGCUUCAAAAACAAAGAACUGGAAACGAAGCUGGCCUUUGCAUUUGACGAUCGCAACCGUAGACUGUGAGUCUAACCUCCGGUUGCCUCCAUAGUCUAUAGUUUUCUCCACCCACCGGCGUCUUCCAAAUCGCAAGUAUCCGACGUCAUUACUACGCCUUCUGUGCGUUCCUCCACCGGGAAACAAGACUACGCUCCAAAUUUUGCACAUUUCUCCGCCUGCUGUGAGUAUCCCAACCGUGUCCGGGACCGUUUACUUCGUAUCCGGUCAACCAGAAUCCACUUAGAGUUUGGGAGUGUCAAAUUAUUAGGGCCGGCUCAGGACAAAGGUAGCCAAAAUUUUGAGGGCCCGAAAAAAUAAAGAAACUAGUAUACUCCAGCCCAAUCCUAGCGUCCAAACUCUAACGCGCCCAACAAACCUUCGCUCUCUGUCCGCUAGACUUGGAAACACAAGCACGGGAACGACGAACUGACGAAGCGACGAAAGACUGAAGGAGGGCGACAAAGGCGAGUGACUGACUGACGACCGGCCAUCACCCACGAAUCCAGACUCUGUCCACCGCUCCACGACCGCAGGUCCGCAACUGCGCAGUAUUGGCAGUAAACUCAGCCCAAAUUCUGUUGUUGCACAGGGUCUCCAUUCUCUCAGGACCGCCCCUGGUCAUACUGGUCCCGCAGCGCUAUUUUUCUCGAGCUUCGGCUUGUCAGUGAUCUCAUAUCUGAGUACAACUUAUGCUCCAUGAACAUACAGAUCUUAGUAACAUCAGAAUCUCAUUUUCUUAUUCGGAUGCUGAAUGGCACCUUCCAAAUCAUAGACUCUAUCAGAGACCAAAUUGGCCUGGUGGUUGCUGGUUUUUACUGCUCCCAUCCUAACUCGGAGUUAAUCAAUACAAGAAAAGGCGGAAUGAUGCAAAGCCCUAUCCCUAGUGAACUAAAAACAAAAGAUUGCUUCUUCCAGAGGAAUGAAUUGCCUCCAAAUCAAGAUGGAGAUGCGGGUGCAGCAUUCAAUGUUUUAGAUUCAACAUUGAAGGUUAUAUUGGACCGACUGCAGAGCAUGAGGGAAAGAAAAUCGUGGACUUACAUUGGCUUUGAUAAAAUACACAAGUUGCAUUGUGAUGAACUUGUUAUUAGAACAUUAUGUAUGGAGGGCAAACUGGUGACUGCUUUUUCUCUAUGGAGCCAGAUGAUACAUAAAUUCAGCAUUCCCAGUAUAUAUACAUACAACUAUCUUAUUAGUGGACUUUGUAAAACUGGCUACAUGGAGAAAGCAGAGUGGAUUGUCAAAGAGAUGCAAUACCGGGGUCCUACUCCUAGUUGUGCUACAUAUAAUAACCUAAUUAACGGGUAUUGCCUUAUGAAUGAUUUGGACAGAGCUCUGGAGAUAUUCUCAACCAUGACUAGCAAUGGUAUUACCCCAAAUAGAGUUUCUUGUAAUAUACUUGUUGAUGCACUUUGCAAGAAGGGUCUCAUUGGGGAAUCAAAGAAACUUCUAGAGAUGAUAUUAGGCGAUAAGCAUGAUGACCCAGAUUUAAUCACAUCAACUAUAAUCAUGGAUGGUUGCUUUAAACAUGGGGAUAGUAUUCAAGCUCUUGCCAUAUGGGAGAAGUUAAGGAGAGUUCAGAUCGAUCAUAUUGCCUACAAUGUCAUCUUAAAUGGAUUCUGUUUGAGCCGGGACCCGAUCAUGGUAAACAGCUAUAUCUGUCAAAUGCUGAAGACUGGUUUUAAGCCUGACAUAUUUUCUUACAAUAUGUUAAUUGGUUUACUUUGUAAGAAAGGACAAAUGAAUGAAGCUUGUUAUAGAUUUGGUCUCAUGACAAGAAUGGGCAUUUGUCCUGACAGAAUCACUUACAAAAUCAUUAUUCAAGGCCUUUGUAUGAAUGGAGAAGUUAUUAAAGCUAAUUAUUUUCUUUGCUGUAUGUUAGAGAAUUCUAUCAUACCUGAACCUCUUAUUUGGAAUGUAAUCAUUCAUGGCUAUGGGAGAUAUGGAAAUGUAAGAAGAGCUGAAGAUAUUAGGAGCCAGAUGGUUGCAUCAAGUGUUAUACCUAAUGUAUAUACUUACAAUGCACUGAUCUAUGCAUAUAUAAACGUUGGAAAUUUCAUUGAAGCUCACUCUUUGAAAAAGAAGAUGCUUCUACAUGGGAUUCUACCUGAUUCGGUCACUUUUAAUUUGUUGAUUGGUGCAGCAUGUAACUUUGGUGAUAUUGAUCUCGCACUCCGCCUGCAUGGUGAUAUGUUUAGAAUAGGUUGUGAACCAGAUACAAUUACUUAUACCGAGUUGCUUAGGUGUUGCUGUGUAUCACAUAAAAUGAGAGAGGCAAACUGGCUCUUUGGCAUGAUAAGGAGAUCUGGGAUAAAACUUGACCAUGUUCCAUUUUUAUUAUUGAUGAAAAGAUAUUGGGGGAUGAGGGAGCUUGACAAAGCAUUUGAGCUUUAUCAAGAAUGGUUAAUGGCCAAGGAUAUAUGAUUGGUUCCACCACAAAAUAUUGUCGCUAUUUAGGUAGUGAUAGAAAUGUAAAGAGCCUAAAUUCCCCAAGGCAAUGGAUGCUGCUGCUCGAUCUAGAUGUUCGUGGCACUCCUAAGACAAUUAAAAAUGGUGAUCUCCUUUAAAGACGAUUCAUGUGAUGUGGUAAUAAGAAGAAGCUAAGUGUGAUCAGUAACAAGGAGUAGCACGUGGAAAGCUCCUAAGACCAUUGUUGAUAUCUUGGAUGAUCGAUUGGGGAGGGGGGCGGGUUCUACUCGCUUGGAACCCCCCUCCCACGGGGCGAAGCUGUGAAGGUUAUCAAGUUGUACCAGUAUUGUAAGUGUGGUGGCCAAAUCAUUUCUUGAUUCUAGCUCUUACUUUAAAAUUUUCAAUUGGUUCUAUCUUUGAAUGAUUGUUUGUAUUAUUAAAAUAAAAUUCCAUCAUUUUUUUUACUUCGGGCAGUUUUGUCUGAUGGGUUGGCCCAUGGUUGUAUGUAACAAAGACCCAAGUAGGUUUCAUCUGCUACCUUUUGAAUGCAGAUUGAUAAUGUGUUCGGUGACUUAUGGUUUAGGCAAAAAAAAAAAAACGAAAAAUCAGUUUCUUCAUGAACUGCUAUUUUCUUUUUGUUCCGCAUUCAGACUGCCUAGAAUAUUUCUGUAGUUUAAAUGGAAACUUAAAUCAGAUUUGC